Cuscuta campestris is the source of this 515-nucleotide messenger RNA. Lineage: Eukaryota; Viridiplantae; Streptophyta; Magnoliopsida; Solanales; Convolvulaceae. The record is from the annotation of a GenBank genome assembly.
CCACACACAACUACAUCCUCCACAAACACCUUUUUUUCUGUCUUCUUCAAGUUACACUGCAUCCUCCACAACCUAGAAUCUGAACAUGGCUAUUAGUAUGGGUCACAUUCUCAGUGGUAAACAAGGCCUAAGAAAGUCUUCUUCAAGAACAAAAAGAGAAAGUGAGGUUCCUAAGGGGCACUUUGCAGUUUAUGUCGGCGAGGGCGAAAAGAAGAGAUUUGUCAUUCCGAUUUCAUACUUGAGGGACCAUUCAUUUCAAAACUUGCUUAGUCAAUCCGAAGAAGAAUUCGGGUUUGAUCAUCCGAUGGGUGGACUUACAAUUCCUUGUCCGGAGGACACUUUCAUUGACAUCGUCUCUAGUCUUGAGUAGAUACUGAUAGUCAUUCUGAACAAUUAGUAUAGAGAUUACACACAGCUUAGUUUCAUAUUCUGAAUUUUUUUGUACCUAAAAGUGUACUUGUACAAUGUUCUUUUUUUUCCCUGAUCCAAUUGGGAAAUAAUGUUCAUCAAAAUAU